This is a messenger RNA of Arachis ipaensis, 1797 nucleotides long. The record is from RefSeq and is a predicted model, not a curated record. Lineage: Eukaryota; Viridiplantae; Streptophyta; Magnoliopsida; Fabales; Fabaceae.
AUAAAUUACUAAAAUUUUUCGCGGGUUUCGUCUUCCUUGCCUCUCUGGCUCUCUCACCCUCUCGCUUGGAAGUCUGAACUCUGCGUGGCCUCCGGCGUCGCUCAGCCCUCCUCGCCGCCACUGCUAGCGGCAUCCCUCACUUAGAACUCCGCCGUCUCAGCCUCGCCUCUCACCGUCGCGCCGUCUCUCCUCUGCCUCUUGCCUCUGCUUCUCGCUGUGCCUCCUUCCCUCGCCGUCACGAGUCUCACCGCGUGGUCCCUACCUCGCCAUCCAUCUCUAGACUUCAGAGAGACAGAAAUGGAAUCACAAGAGACAUCUUCAGUAGGAGCAGAAGCACUUCUACAUAUGUCUCCUGGAUCAGCGGUUUCUGUUGCAUACCACCCUCUGUUUGGACCACAUGAUGAUCUGAUCGUUCUAGAGCUUGAUGAUAAACUUCUUCCCGAUGUUCUGCAUGAAAGGUGUGUAUUGUUAAGGGUGGUAAUAAGAGGACUGCCCGAUGAAGACGCAGUUCUUUGUACUCAAUCCAAAACAUUUGCAAUGAAGUUCGUUGGAACUUCAAAUUCUGUUUUGCUUAUACCUCCUGCAAAUCAAUAUGUUUUUGAUCAAAAUCCACAAAACGGUGCAAAUAAUCACAAGGAGAAGGUUGUUGCACCUGUGAUUAAAGUUGUACCUGGUAAUAUGGAGCUUGUUGAGGUUGCUCCCAGACUUGACAAACUUAAAUUGCUCCUCUCGCAGAACCCUUGCAGGCUUGAAGAGUUUGACAGUUCAGAAGUGAAUCCAGAAAGUAGAGCAGGAUUAUAUAACUGGAAGGAUCUUAAAAACAAUAUUCAAGCUAGUGACGAGGAACUAAGAUCCGGACUGCAGGCACUAUCGGCUGUGGAGAUUAAUAGCUAUUGGAGACUAGUAGACGAGAGAUACAUGAACACGAUUCUGGAAAUGGUUUUGAGAAAUGCAGUGUUGAACGACUGGUCACUGAGUGCUCUUAAUGAAGAUGAAGUCGUAAGCAUGCUGGUUUCUGAUGGAUUUCCUGCAGAACUUGCAAGGCAUUGCUUGCACGUAUAUGGUGAGAAAGUAAUUGACGGCACGGAUACUUGUGCAUGGAAGUUAGACAAGAAGCGGGUCUGCAUUCAUUUUGCGAGAGAAAUCCUGAGAGGGGGCAAGAUGAAGCUGGAGAGUUUUAUGGAUGAGUGGAGGCAGAGGACUCCAGAUGAAAUGCAGCCAACUUUUGAUCUUGCCGAAGGAGAAGUUUUGACAGAGAGAAUUGGAGUCGAGACAUGGGUCCGCGGAUUCAGUGUCUCUUCGUUGCCAUCCACUCCGGCUGAACGAUUCUCGAUUCUUUUCAAAGAGCGGCCAAAAUGGGAAUGGAAAGAUCUGCAGCCUUAUAUUAGGGAUCUGAAUGUGCCAGGUCUUACUUCUGAAGGUUUGCUAUUGAAAUAUACUCGAAGAACACAACCAUCACCUGAAAUAGAACCAAUUUUCAGUGCAAGAUAGUAUUCAUCUGUUUAUUGUGUGGGGACCUUACUUUGCCAUCCUCCUCACUUGUUUUACAUGGAAAAAUUUAGAAUUGUCUUGUAUCUUUGCUGUUUCCAGGUUAUUAUAUUCAUGCAUAUUUAGGUAAGAUGUGUAAAAAUCAAUUCUGACAUGAAAUACGUAACGAGUUAGAAUGUUAUGUUGUGUGCCUUUCCCUCGGCAUUUUGGAAAAUGGUGGUUGAUUCUAAAACUUAGAUCAGUGUAAAUUUUGAGGCGUAUUUAAGUGAGAAGUUAAUGUGGUAUUCUUAUGUUAGAUUGGAAGAUUGA